AGAGAUAGGAUGGUAGCUGGGGAGGCGAGUAUGCGCAGCCCAAUCCUGGCCUGCUGGCAGCCGAUUCUCUUCCUGAUGCUGGGAUCCAUCCUGUCCGGCUCUGCCACGGGCUGCCCGCCGCGCUGCGAAUGCUCUGCCCAGGACCGCGCCGUCCUGUGCCACCGCAAGCGAUUCAUGGUCGUGCCGGAGGGGAUCCCAACCGAGACCAGGCUGCUGGACCUGGGCAAGAACCGCAUCAAGACGCUCAACCAGGAUGAAUUUGCCAACUACCCUCACCUGGAGGAGCUGGAGCUCAAUGAGAACAUUAUCAGUGCCAUUGAACCUGGGGCUUUCAACAACCUCUUCAACCUCAGGACGCUGGGGCUCAGGAGUAACAGACUCAAGCUGAUUCCCUUGGGGGUGUUUACUGGACUCAGCAACCUUACCAAGCUAGACAUUAGUGAGAACAAAAUUGUGAUCCUCCUAGACUACAUGUUCCAGGACUUGUACAACCUGAAGUCUUUGGAGGUGGGGGACAAUGACCUCGUCUACAUCUCCCACCGGGCCUUCAGCGGCCUCAACAGCCUGGAGCAGCUGACCCUGGAGAAAUGCAAUCUGACCUCCAUCCCCACCGAGGCCCUGUCUCACCUUCAUGGCUUGAUCGUGCUGCGGCUGCGCCAUCUGAACAUCAACACCAUCCGGGAUUACUCAUUCAAGAGGCUGUACCGACUCAAGGUCCUCGAGAUCUCACACUGGCCCUACCUGGAUACUAUGACGUCCAACUGCCUCUACGGGUUGAACCUGACCUCCUUGUCCAUCACCCACUGCAACCUGACAUCCAUCCCGUACGUGUCGGUGAGGCACUUGGUUUACCUCCGGUUCCUGAACCUGUCCUACAACCCCAUCGUCACCAUCGAGGGCUCCAUGCUCCAUGACCUGCUCAGGCUGCAGGAGAUCCAGCUGGUGGGAGGGCAGCUCACCACGGUCGAGCCCUUUGCCUUCCGUGGCCUCAAUUACCUGCGCAUCCUGAACGUGUCAGGGAAUUUACUGACCACCCUGGAGGAGUCAGCCUUCCACUCGGUGGGCAACCUGGAGACGCUCAUCCUCGACAACAACCCCUUAGCCUGCGACUGCCGGCUGCUCUGGGUUUUCCGGCGGCGAUGGAGGUUGAACUUCAACAAGCAGCAGCCCACCUGCUCCACCCCCGAGUUUGUCCAGGGCAAGGAGUUCAAAGACUUCCCCGACGUCCUCCUGCCCAACUACUUCACCUGCCGCCGAGCACGGAUACGGGACCGCAAACCUCAGCAGAUCUUCGUGGACGAAGGCCACACAGUCCAUUUUGUCUGCCGGGCAGAUGGGGACCCGCCUCCCACCAUCAUGUGGCUCUCUCCCCGGAAGCACCUCAUCUCUACCAAAACCAAUGGGCGGCUCACUGUCUUCCCUGACGGCACGCUGGAGGUGCGCUACGCCCAGAUCCAGGACAAUGGCACCUACCUAUGCAUUGCCAGCAACGCGGGUGGCAACGACACCAUGCUGGCCCACCUGCACGUGCGCAGCUACUCCCCAGACUGGCCCCACCAGCCCAACAAGACCUUCGCGUUCAUCUCCAACCAGCCCAAUGAGAGCGAUGCCAACAGCACGCGUGCCACCGUGCCUUUCCCCUUUGACAUCAAGACUCUCAUCAUCGCCACCACCAUGGGCUUCAUUUCCUUCCUGGGCGUCGUGCUCUUCUGUCUGGUGCUCCUCUUCCUGUGGAGCCGGGGGAAAGGCAACACCAAGCACAAUAUCGAAAUCGAGUAUGUGCCACGCAAGUCCGAUGCGGGCAUCAGCUCCGCCGACGCGCCGCGCAAGUUCAACAUGAAAAUGAUUUAACCGUGCGACAAUUUGCAAACAAUAAUGGUGGGUGUUUUUAAAAAAACAACAAAAUAAAACAAAACAAAACAAACAAAAAUGAACAAAUGAACAAAUAAGAAUAAUUAAAAAACAAACAUUGCUACAAACAUACCGACCUCUCUCCUUCCACCAUGCCCUUCGCCCCUGUCCUAACCCACUGCACCCACACUGUCACCACCUCUCUCCCCCCCUCUUCUUCUUUAUACCAGGAAAACGUUCAGCUGAUGUCUUCAGGACUCCCGUGUUGGUAAGGACUUUGUCCGAUGGACUCCGGUGUCAGAUAUAACUCUGAGAGGGAAAAACAACAGAGGGGAGGGAAAAGAAAGAAAAAAAAGAAAUAAAAUCAAUAAAAAGUUACAAACUUUCUUCUGUAACUUUGAUUUCAAUAAUUAUGGAUUUUUAUGAAAACUUGAAAUAAUAAAAAAAACCCUAUUUCCUAUAGAUAGUUGGAAUGCAAAA
This is a messenger RNA of Mesitornis unicolor (brown roatelo), 2331 nucleotides long. It is a transcript of the gene LINGO1, whose product is annotated as leucine rich repeat and Ig domain containing 1. The transcript has a single exon. Lineage: Eukaryota; Metazoa; Chordata; Aves; Mesitornithiformes; Mesitornithidae. The record is from RefSeq and is a predicted model, not a curated record. Gene Ontology annotation, cellular component: extracellular matrix. The coding region runs from base 10 to 1851 and encodes 613 amino acids. Gene Ontology annotation, molecular function: protein binding.